Thecamonas trahens ATCC 50062 is the source of this 1893-nucleotide messenger RNA. RefSeq lists its product as uncharacterized. Gene Ontology annotation, molecular function: protein binding. The coding region runs from base 92 to 1873 and encodes 593 amino acids. The record is from RefSeq and is a predicted model, not a curated record. NCBI's taxonomy places the organism in Eukaryota, Apusomonadida, Apusomonadidae. The transcript has a single exon.
GCUCACUCUCGCCACGGGGCGAAGCAACAGAGACGAGAGAGAGAGAGAGAGAAAGGGAGGGAGCAGAGACGCCAAGAGUUGAACAAAGCUAAUGAUGUGGAUGUCUGGAAUGUUUGGUGUUACGGUGGUCGUUGUGGUCGUUCUUGUUGCCGCCAUGGCUCCUGAUGUCUCUGGCCAGCAGCUGUCGUGGUCGUUGCUCACGCCAUCAACCUCUGCGGCACCAUCUCCUCGACGUGAUGCUGUGUGGGAGUAUGAUGCUGGAAGGAAUCAAGUUGUUCUCUUUGGUGGUGUCUCUGCCUCGGGAGAGACAAACGAUGUGUGGACCUUUGAUUUGACCACAAACGUGUGGACAGAGCGAUCCACCUCUGGUACCCGUCCGGUUGUUCGCUUUGAUAUGGUCUCGGGCAUUGUGGGCAACUCGUUGUACAUCUCCUCAGGUCAAUCAGGUCCCAUUGUGCUCUCGGAUGUGUGGGAGCUUGAUCUGACAACCUACGCAUGGACUCAGCUGCCGCAGGCUGGUGCCAUUCCUCGCGGACGGUACGGAUCGGCUGGCGGCGUCUUCCGCACAGGCACGGGCCUGUACCUCUCGCACGGCUUCAACAAGAAGGUCCGCUACGAUGACACCUUCUUCUACUCGUUUGCCGAGCAAAAGUGGAUCGAGGUGACGCCGGCAGGGAAUCUGCCCGGCGCGAGGUGCCUGGUGGGCACCACCAUGCUCACCGCCAACUCGUUCACCAUGUACGGCGGAUGCGGGUCCGGCGGCUACUCGCCGUGCCCGUCGCAGGAGAGCUUCAUCUUUGCCGCCAACUUUGCCGAUGGCUCGCGCAACUGGGUCAAGACCCGCAAGUGCCCGCCCAAGCUCCAGCGGGCCGCCAUGGCGUUCUUCCCGGGCGACAGCUCCAAGGCUGUGCUCUACGGCGGCGCCAAGGCGACCGCCGGCGGCGUUGUUAACGUGCUCGACGUGCCAUCUGGGGCGUGGACCCGGGUAGUGCCGGGCGGCAGCGCAGUGCCUGCCGUUCGCCAAGCUCACACCAUGACGCUUGUGUACAACACGGCAUCACCCUCGUCCGAGUACGUGCUGGUCUUUGGCGGGCAGGUCAGCGGCGCGCUGACCAACGAGAUCUGGCGGCUGAGCGGGACGACGACGGCCGGACUGCCGAACAAGGCCUGCCAGAUCGGCUUUGACUUUCGGAUUCUGCACGGCCUCUUUAUGUGGCUCUCGUGGGGUCUCCUCCUUCCGGGAGGCAUCUUUGCGGCGCGGUUCCUCAAGCACUCGAGCGCCAAGCCGCGCGGGCUUCCGAUCUGGUUCUUCAUCCACCGCAUUGUCAUGCCGAUUGGGCUAUGCUUUGCGCUGCUAGGCUUCAUCUUUGCGUGGUUCAUCACCGGCAAGCACUUUACCGCCCUCCCACACGCCAUUUUUGGCGUCCUUGUCACGCUUCUCGGCCUGCUCCAGCCGGUCAACGCCUACUUUCGGCCGCACCCCAACCCGCUCAACUGCAAGCGCAAGUUCUGGCAAUACCUCCACUGGUGGGGCGGGCGGACGGCGGCGGUGCUCGGCCUGGUCAACGUCGGCCUCGGCGUAUGGCAUCUCAACCAGCACAUCUUUGAGAACCUCUCGGGCCUGUACAUCGUGUACGGUCUCGAGAUGGCGCUGUUUGUCUUUGGCUUCCUCGCCCUCAACGUGCUCAAGGGCAAGAACGACGCCGAGACCUUUAAGUUCUCGUCGUGGCAUGUUUGGUUGCCCAACAUCACCCGCAAGGGCGAACCUGUCACCUCAACAUCCAACUCGGACGACGGCGUGGCCAUGUCGUCGUCGUCGCCAGCGCGCACCAAGGGCAGCGAGUCGGCGGCGUCGUCGUCGUCAUCGUCAUAAAUCAAACACUCUAUGCUGCA